Molecule: messenger RNA, 5982 nt
Organism: Dermacentor silvarum
Lineage: Eukaryota; Metazoa; Arthropoda; Arachnida; Ixodida; Ixodidae
Product: proteasome activator complex subunit 4A
Exons: 40
Coding region: 87-5576 (1829 amino acids)
Biological process (GO): proteasomal ubiquitin-independent protein catabolic process
Cellular component (GO): nucleus; cytosol
Molecular function (GO): proteasome binding; peptidase activator activity
Source: RefSeq, a predicted model, not a curated record
AGUCACGGUGACGACGAUGACGAACGUUCGUGAGGAGAGGUGCGUGCAGCAGCUGCUCUUCGGGAACCACUAAGCGCCAGCUGAUCAUGGAAGACGGACCGGUGGAAGGUCCGGGUGCCGGACUUCAAAAGCGCCUCGUCUACAACCGGCUGCUGCCUUACAGCGACCAGAUCGACGAUGAAGCUGGCAAGCUUCUCGCUGAAAUCAAGAUGAACAUAGCGCGUUCGGUGAUGCUUCGCGAGGUGAAACCAGCUACAGCAUCUUGGACCGGUCACCUAAACAAUUAUCUGAAGCUGUACGGGUACCACUUCAGCAAGAAAGACCAUGUGGAGCUUGUGCACCUGCUCCUGGCACUCAUCGUCAUCCCAGAUCUGGAGCUGGGGAUAAUCCAGAAGCUGGCCCACACUCUCGGCCUACUGCUCAAGAAACGCGAACUUCUUUCUCGAGAGGACCUUUCUAUCGAGUGGAGGCCUUUGUAUGAGCUUUAUGAGCGUUUGCUCUACUCACCUUAUGAGCAUCUGGGCAUGCUUCUCCUACCUGUGAACCUGGAAACAAACCUCAAGCAGCUGGUGCGCUUCUGUCGCACCUACUUCACGGUGGAGUCAACUCAGGAGAUGCUUGAUGAGUGGGAGCCCCUGAUGUGUCCCUUUGAUGUGACCAUGCACAAGGCCAUGGCGUACUUCGAGCUAUUCCUGCCCACCAUGCUGCCGCCCGAGCAGCAUGGCCGGGGAUUCAAACUGUGGUUUGACAAGUUUAUUGGUCUCUGGGAGAACAGCCACAACUCACCUGUAUGGGAAAAUAACCUCGUGUGGCUGUUUGCAAGGCUCGCUCAAAACAACAUUGGCUACAUCAACUGGGACCCUUACAUUCCGACGAUGUUUACACGCCUGCUGCGAAGCUUCAACCUCCCGGCUGCUUCGGGCAAGGUCCAGGUGAACCGACACAGCAACUCCUAUGAUAGCACACCUGUCGUCAACUGGAUCGCGUCACUACUGGGUGGUAGCAGUUCCUGCCAGACAUACGUGAGCCACUUGUUCAAGGCCAUCGAGUCCUUCUAUCAUCCGUCCAACAAUGGCCGCUGGGUGACAAAACUUCAGAGGGUGCUGUACAAAUUGCCUGCUGAAGUGGUGCGGAGGCUUCACAAGGAGCGUUACAGGCCACCCACCUGGGAGCCGAUUCCUCCAGAGUCACACCGCCUGACUGACGCAGAAGUGACGUCGUUUGUGGAGAGCGUGCAACCAGUGGUUCUGCUCUCUAUGUUUAGCAAGGGAGGCAGCUCCGGUGCGGCUGUCGCUUUGCAAGACCUGGCCCUUCUUCGACCCGAACUGGUCAUUCCGCCUGUGAUAGAAAGGUUGUACUCUUCACUAGAGACUCUGACAGAGCCACACCGUCUGACAGCUGCCAUGCACUGCGUGUUGGCGGUAGCACGCAGCCUGGUGCAGGGAGGCCGCUUCUUUCCAGAGGGCCCCUCCCAUGUGGUACCCCUGCUGAACAGCUGCUUGCCUGGCAUCGACCCCAAUGACAUUCGCAAGUGCAUCGUGACAUUCCAGUUCAUCUCAACAUUUGCCACCCUUGUUCCACUGGUGGACUGCUCCAAGGCUGUGAGCAUUCGCACAGACCUCACUGAAAUUGAGCAAGAGGUGUGCUUGGCCACUGCGGGCUUUGAAGACUUUGUGCUACAGCUGAUGGAAAGGUGUUUUUCGCUGAUUGAAAACAGCAGCCUGGAGAAUCCAACGAGGCUGGAUCGGGAUACGGACAAGAUGAACACGGAGGAGAACAUUCUGGAAGUGGGCCUUUCCUCUACCUUCAGCAGCAUUCUCACUCAGUGCUCGCCUGACAUAUUCAAGGCAGCCUUGAAAAAACUGCAUUCCUUUGUGUCCAACCGAAUCCUGGAGACUCGUGUUUCUGGCCGCUAUGUUGCCAACUUGUGCCGUUGCAUGGCCCGGGUCAAUCCCAACCUGGCACUGGCCACAUUUGUGCCACACUUCACCAAGCUUGUCCUGGCGCUGACCGGAUCUGAAGAAGUGGCCACAGAGGAACUGCUUGAUGAUGAGCUUCUCUUUGACCUGCUGCUGCUUUCUGAGAUGGUGCGCUGCAAUGGUCAGGAGCUGCUUCCGCACCUGCCUUCGCUACGGGAUGUGCUGCAUCGCACACUGCACCUGUCGUCACGACGAGGCUACCUUCUGGCCAGCAGCCUGCUCCGAAACAUCCUGCGGGCUUGCAGCUUGGUCUUCCCCCUCGACUACCGCAUGACGGCAAUACCAUGGGAGCGGUGCCUCGACUUUGCAAACUACUUGCCUAUCAGGGAGUGGGGCCGAGCGGGAGACCUAGAUCAUCUGGACAUCAAGUGGCAUGUGCCAACCACUGAAGAGCUGGCGUGCGUGCAAGACCUGCUUGAAACGUUUCUGCAGCCAGAGUUGCAGGCAUUGCUGGCCUGGAGCCGCGGAGAACGCACUCUGACCAGGGAAGAGGUACAGCGCAGCCUCAACCUGGUCCUGGAUUGUAUUCUGGGAGCGGGCCUUGUGCUACCUCUUUGGCCUGGGGAGCCCAUCAACCUGCUUGCCUCAAAAGUUCCUGCCCACUUUGAGUACAAGGUCUUCCUAGGAAUACAGGCUGUGGACUUCAAAUCUGGAGAAAACGUGCGACAAGUCAUAGCCACCAUUAUGCGAAAAGUUUUAGACCAUACCCUGAAGACUCACGAAGAUGACAUCAAGUCUCUUUGCCUGAUCAUCAAGAUCUACCAUGAACUCAUGUUCUUCUGGGGAAUCCCCAAGGAUGACUUCGAUACUCGGUGGAAGGGGUUCAACAUCGUCAAGAAAGGCUUGGAGAACAGGCUGGCCAAGCACAAACAACACAUCCGAGCUCUUCUAGUGGACAGGGCACAGCUGCAACAAGAGAUGCGUGUUCUGAGCCGUCACCUAAGCUAUUUCACAGAGCUACACCGAGACCUAAUGUUCGACCUGUCGCGCCUCGCCACCAGCCACUACAGUGAGGUGCGAAUUCAAGCACAGGAGGUGCUGGGCAACUGCGUGCACAGUUACCCGGGGUCGCACUCUCUCCUCCUGCAAGGACUGAUGCAGCUGCUGACACCAGAGCAGGCCGAAGUGACGCACGAACAAUUCAAGGGUGCCCUGUACACUCUGCUCGGAAAGAAGCAGCGGACUAUGCUCGUCCUGUGUGACUGGCCGUUCCUGGGAUCCCUGUGGCCUGCACUGGUUGGGGCACGGCACUCUGAGAAGCCAUCCAUCAUCUGGCUCCUGGAGCACAUCCUCGAGACGCUGCAGAAGCACCUUGAGACCAUCCAGCUUGCGCUUAAGGUGCCGGCAUCCUGUGUGGAACGUGCACAGCAACUCGCACUCGCUGCAUCUGCUGAGGAAAUGUCUGCAGCUGUGGAAGCUGAGGAGCAAUGCAACAACCGUGCAAAAAAGGAGUAUCAAAACCUCGUCUGCAAGCUGGUUACUCAGGUGGAGAGUGGUAGCCUCCACUGGCGCCACUACCACAUGGCCCUGGUGAUGGUGAAGCUGCUCAUCAGGAACGACAUUCCUCUGCCCGCUCCAGCUGUUCAAAUGCUGGUCAAUCACUUGGUGCAUGACACGCUCAACGUGCGCAAGGUGGCCAUUCUAGGAGUGGGCACAGUGCUAAAGCAGCUCAAGAAGAAGCACGUCAAGCAGGAGCUGACCGAGAUUGACCAGGAGUCGAUCGCACUAAGCCCGACAUUAGCCACCCUGGUAGAGCGGGUUGGGGGCAAGCGGCCCGCCAACCUGUGGCUUCAGUACAACAGCGCCCUGCGGCCCGACACUCGGGAGCAAUGGCAGAAGCACCACUUUGUGCACAAGACUCACAUUGGCUUCUACCGGCUGCCAAAGCCUUUCCUUGUCUACGCGCCCGAGGAGCAGCAGCCCUCGCUGGAUUGCACCAUCGAGGAAAUGUUGCCGUCUGAAGCGGACAUCUUUAAAGCCUUCACUUCAGAAACGUUUGUGGAGCAACUCUCCAAGUACCUGUCGCUGGAAGAACGGAAGGGCCACGAUCGAUUUGAUGCCAAGAGGUUCUACAUGUUCAAGGGCCUGUUUCGCAACUACGGCUCAGCUCUGCUGCCCCUCUUCGAGAAGCUUCUUCUCGCCAAGAUUGCCAGCAAUCAGGAGAGCCACCAGCGUUGUGCAUUAGAGAUCCUUGCAGGCUUGAUGAGGGGCAGCAAGCAUUGGGGCUUCGACAAGAUGCAGGAGCUGCGCGCUGUGGUGGAGCCCGUGUUGCGGCUAGGCAUGACUGCAAUCAUGCCAGAAACUCUGCCUGACUGGGGGACAUGCAUGGCCACAAUAUCGGAGAGCCGUGAUCCGAACAAGUACCACUGGUUCUUUGAGUUGCUCCUGGCAGAGCCUGCAAAGAGCGAGGAGGGCUCCUUCCUGCAGUCUAGCCGCCUGUAUGUUCAGUUGGGAGGCCUUGCGCAACAGGAGUGGCGCGUCUGCGAGUUGCUGGAAGAACUGCUUGAACGGCUGAAACCACGUCUCACUCACAGCUACCAGAAUGUGCGCGACAAGAUCGGCGGCCUGCUGUGCAACGUCUUCCUGUACGACGUGCAGCUGCCCAUGUUUCAAGCUUCGCUAACCCUGGUGCCGCGGAGGGUGCGUUUUAUGGACUAUGUGAUGUCAGUUCUGGCACCACUAACUGACGCUGCCAGCGUUGAACCUCCAUGUAACUCAUCAACUACAAACAACCACCGGAACGAUGUGGCUUGUCGUGAUGGUCAAGUGACUUCCGAGCGCAAGACAGCUUCCCGCCUUCUGCAGACUGUCUGCAAGUGGAUCCUGGCCAGUGUGUCUCAGUCCCCAAGCGCGGCUCCUCCAGAAAUCUUCAGGGUAGUCCCCGUGCUGUGCCAGAUGCAGAGCGAUCAGACGGAUGAAGAGUUGCAGAAGGAUUGUGCAGUUGCCCUAGCACUACUCGGCAAUGCCUUGCUGUCUCCGGAGAGCAUCCGGGCCGCCCUGGCCACCAUAGGCGAGGUGAUAAAGAGCCCACACUGGCAUUCACGGGCAGCCAGCUGCAACCUGCUGCAGUUCCUGGUGUUCACCAACCUGUUCACCAUGCAAAGCUGCCCUGAGUGGAGGGACACCGUCGUAGGGCACACACUGGCCUUGCUCAAGGAUGAGCGCCUGGAGGUGCGGGAGACAGCGAGUGAGACCCUUGGAGGCUUGCUUCACUGUGAGUUCCUCAAGGUCAGCGAUGGGCUCUUGGCGGUGUUCAAGGCCCAGUGCAUGCACAAGAAGCGGACGAAGCGGGCCGGAAGUGGGACACGAACUCCACUGGAGCCAUGCGACCUGAUCGAGCGUCAUGCGGGCAUCCUGGGUCUGUGCGCGUGCGUUAACGCGUUCCCCUACGACGUGCCACCCUUUAUGCCCGAGGUCCUCGUCCUUCUGGGUGACCACCUCAAUGAACCACCACCCAUCCCGGCCACCAUCAAGAAGACUCUGUCGAACUUUCGACGAACUCACCAUGACAACUGGCGCGACCACAAAGUCAAGUUCACCGACGACCAGCUGGCGGUCAUCACGGACCUGCUGGUUUCGCCCAGUUACUACGCCUAAGAUGCCUGGCCACUCAUCCUCUAAUACACAGGAACGGCCCUCAAAAGCCGGAGGCAUCAUGGCACUGUAUUCAUUUUGUGUAUAUGCCAAGCGACUCUUUUAAUUGUGAGGCCCGGGAUCAAGCGCGGUGGGUGAUUUAGUGAUAAGCUCCAUCUCACGGCCACAGCUGUGAGGGAGGAAUGUGUUUUUAUAUUGUGCUUCAUAUAGAAAUUUUUUUUUCACGAGAGUGAGUGUGCAUUAUUUGACUGUCAAGAGACUCUUUAAAAUAAAAAACAAUGAAAUGUAGAGUAAAUUAAGGUGAGCAAUGUUCUUUUUUUUUUUUCUUUUUUGUUUUUUGCUAGGGGGGAAUCGUUCAUUGGGGGUAUUGUUAUACAAACGUAAAUAAAGAACUUGUUUAUAAAAACCA